GAGGGCGGGAAGUCCCCCACCAUUCCCACCGUCAUGUUCAUCUUUGGUGUGGUGGGCAACCUCAUAGCCAUCGUGGUGCUCUGCAAGUCCAGGAAAGAGCAGAAGGAGACCACUUUCUACACGCUGGUCUGUGGGCUGGCAGUCACUGAUCUCCUGGGGACCUGCCUGGUGAGUCCGGUCACUAUCGCCACUUACCUGCAGAACCGUUGGCCAGGAGGACCAGCACUGUGUGAGUACAGCUCUUUCAUCCUCCUCUUCUUCGGACUCUCUGGCCUCAGCAUUAUCUGUGCCAUGUCCAUAGAGAGGUACCUGGCCAUCAACCAUGCCUAUUUCUACAACCACUACGUAGACAAGAAGCUGGCAGGUCUCACGCUUUUUGCCAUCUAUGCAUCCAAUGUGCUGUUCUGUGCCCUCCCCAGCAUGGGCCUCGGCAAAUCUACCUUGCAGCACCCUGCCACUUGGUGUUUCAUAGACUGGCGAACAAAGGAGGCUACCCACGCGGCAUAUUCCUACAUGUACGCCGGCUUCAGCUCCUUUCUAAUCAUGGUCACCGUGAUCUGCAAUAUCCUGGUGUGCGUGGCCCUCAUCCGCAUGCACCGCCAGUUCAUGCGACGCACAUCCCUGGGGACAGACACCACCUCCAGCCGUUUAUCUGACUUUCGCAGGCGCCGGACCUUCCGUCGGAUGGCUGGAGCAGAGAUCCAGAUGGUUAUUCUGCUUAUUGCCACUUCCCUGGUGGUGGUCAUCUGCUCCAUUCCACUGGUGGUCCGUGUCUUUGUGAACCAGCUGUACCAGCCGGAACUAGUGAAGGAUGAGAGGCAAAACCCUGACCUGCAAGCCAUCCGCAUUGCCUCAGUGAACCCCAUUUUGGACCCAUGGGUCUACAUCCUCCUCCGCAAGACUGUGCUCAGCAAAGCCAUCGAGAAGGUCAAAUGCCUCUUCUGUCGCAUAGGAGGGGCCCGGAGGCAGCACUCGGGGGGCAAUUUCAACUGCACGGACGGCCGCAGGACCUCGUCUGCCAUGUCAAGCCAGUCGCCCUCCUUCAUCUCUCGUGAGCUGCGGGAGAUCAGCAGCACCUCGCAAACGCUGCUGUACCCCCCAGAGUUGAGCGAAAGCAGCGCCGGGGGCCGCAUGCUGCUCCCAGGCCCUGCCGCCAGCCUGGCCCAGUCUGACACCACAUCAGUAAAGACACUGCGUAGCCUGGAGACCUCGGACUCCUCACAGGGACAGGACUCCGAGAGCAUCCUCCUGGUGAAUGAAAUCAGGCCUGGUGGUGGGGCCAGCUCUGCAUCCAAGGGCAGCCCUCUGCAGGUCACCUUCCCAACAGAGACACUGAAUUUAUCAGAGAAGUGUAUAUAG
This is a messenger RNA of Mesitornis unicolor (brown roatelo), 1359 nucleotides long. It is a transcript of the gene PTGER4, whose product is annotated as prostaglandin E receptor 4 (subtype EP4). Gene Ontology annotation, cellular component: plasma membrane. The transcript is spliced from 2 exons. Lineage: Eukaryota; Metazoa; Chordata; Aves; Mesitornithiformes; Mesitornithidae. Gene Ontology annotation, molecular function: prostaglandin E receptor activity. Gene Ontology annotation, biological process: cellular response to prostaglandin E stimulus; negative regulation of inflammatory response; positive regulation of cytosolic calcium ion concentration. The annotation marks the transcript as partial. The record is from RefSeq and is a predicted model, not a curated record.